AUGAAUGUCAACAACCGUAGCAAUGGAAGUUCUUUCGGUGGCGAUAGCGGUGGAAUGGGCCCACCCCCAAGUUCUGGCUCAUCUGCUAUCACACCUCUACAAAGAAAUGUUGUUCUUUAUGGCUAUUUAAUUCUUUUCAUCUUUGGCUUUUUUGGUCAUUCGAUGAGUUUAACUAUCUUUCGUCGUCCAACUCUUUGCAAAGUAUCAACAAGCACACUCUUCAUCUAUAUGACAAUAUCCGAUCUCAUUUANCAACGGCAACAAAAGACACAGUUAAGACGCAGUGACGGUGGUGGUCGUCGUCGUGUUUUUCUCGAUCGACAAAUGUUGUUGAUCAUGAUCUCAAGCAUCAUCCUGUUUUUCAUCACUCAGAUUCCAUUGAGUCUCUUUUACAUUCUCAUGACCUAUGUUCUACGAUCGAGACUCACAUUGGAACAACUAUUUCAGUUCAACAAUUUUGCCAUUUUGAUUGCCUCGAUCGAUUAUGCAGCAUCAUUCUAUGUUCAUUGUCUAUCAAGUCGAUUGUUUCGUCAAGAAUUUUACAAUGUGAUACAUCUUGUUCGAAAUCGUCGUGUUGGUGUUGUCACACAAUUGUUUGGUCAUGAAGCCACUCAAAACCAAAUUCAAUUGACACAAUUACGAACUCGAAAAUGA
Messenger RNA from Adineta ricciae, 654 nucleotides. The record is from the annotation of a GenBank genome assembly. NCBI's taxonomy places the organism in Eukaryota, Metazoa, Rotifera, Eurotatoria, Adinetida, Adinetidae.